AUAGAAUUCGAGUGUUGUGCCAUCUUUCCGCCACCUCUCUCCUCAACAUCACUACGAACAGUCCACAACCAUAACGAUGCCUCCCCAAAUUAAACAAGAUCUGAACCGCUCUGGGUGGGAGACAACUGAUUUUCCGUCAGUUUGCGAAAAUUGUCUUCCAGAGAACCCUUUUGUCCAGAUGCUCAAACAAGAUUACUCAGCCGAAUGCAAACUAUGCACCCGCCCAUUCACUGUCUUCACCUGGAAAACCGAUCGAACUUCGCGCUCAAAGUCCACCGGUAUCUGCCUCACAUGCGCCCGACUGAAGAACUGCUGCCAGUGCUGUAUGCUCGAUCUGUCGUUCGGCCUGCCGAUCGUUGUUCGCGAUGCGGCGCUCAAGAUGAUCGCGCCCGGCCCACAAAGCGCCGUCAACAGAGAGUUCUUCGCGCAGAACCACGAGAGGGAUAUUGAGGAGGGGAGGGGCGAGGCGCUGGAGGAAUACGAGAAGACAGAUGACAAGGCGAGGGAGCUACUGAGGAGGUUGGCGAACAGCGAGCCGUAUUUCAAGAAGCAAAGACGAAUCGCACCAGUUGAAGGAGAGGGCAGCGCUGCGGCGUCUGGUUCUGGUGGCGGUGCAGGAGAACAAAGUCAACGCUCUGGGCCUGGACCAAUACGCACACAACGCGGGGGAGCCGCUGCUCGUGGAGGUGUACGCGGAGGAAGAGGAGGUGGGAGAGGCGGCCGUUUCCCUUCUGCGGCGGUACUGCCUCCAACCCAAGCCGACAUCGCACCUCCUUCCGACACCGCCAUCACCUCCCUAUUCGUGACUGGCAUCGAAGACGACCUCCCAGAACACAAGAUCCGGGACUUCUUUACUGCCUAUGGCAAGCUACGGAGUUUAGUAUGUUCACACAUGAGCCAUUGCGCGUUUGUCAACUACGCCGAAAGGCAGGGAGCAGAAGCAGCUGCCCUGGCGCUACAGGGGAAAGCUGUCAUCGCAGGAUGCCCGUUACGUGUUCAAUGGGGUCGACCGAGGCCGAUUGGGACGAUGGAUAGAGACGAGAGGUCGGCUACGGGGAGAGAGGGCAGGAGCGCGUUUGCCAACGCUGGCCGACAAGCUGUGGAGCAGAGCCAGGAGGUGCAGGCAGUGCGGCGGCAAAAUGAUGAUUUGGCUAACAUGGCUGUCGUGGCUGCGCCGCCGGGAGCUGACGAUGUGAAUUAUGCUAGUCUGGCAGGAAACUGAGCGGGAAUGCAAGCUAUGGGAAUGAGGUUUACAAGGGCGGCGUCUUGCUGGCGUUGAGAGCAAAAGUAAAAGGGUUAUACUACACUGUACAGUACAGGUUAUUUAGUUGUAUAACUAGAUUAGGAAUACCAGGUCGAUGGAGGGUGAUAACCCGAGACGUUUCAUAUUCUUGACCCUCGCGAGAUCUGCGACG
Messenger RNA from Pseudogymnoascus verrucosus, 1415 nucleotides. RefSeq names its product Pre-mRNA-splicing factor slt11 (gene SLT11). The transcript has 2 exons. NCBI's taxonomy places the organism in Eukaryota, Fungi, Ascomycota, Leotiomycetes, Thelebolales, Thelebolaceae. Gene Ontology annotation, cellular component: Prp19 complex; U2-type catalytic step 2 spliceosome; U2-type catalytic step 1 spliceosome. The record is from RefSeq and is a predicted model, not a curated record. Gene Ontology annotation, molecular function: pre-mRNA binding; U6 snRNA binding. The coding region runs from base 77 to 1222 and encodes 381 amino acids.